Molecule: messenger RNA, 1538 nt
Organism: Acomys russatus (golden spiny mouse)
Lineage: Eukaryota; Metazoa; Chordata; Mammalia; Rodentia; Muridae
Gene: Prps2
Product: phosphoribosyl pyrophosphate synthetase 2
Exons: 7
Coding region: 136-1101 (321 amino acids)
Biological process (GO): purine nucleotide biosynthetic process; ribonucleoside monophosphate biosynthetic process; 5-phosphoribose 1-diphosphate biosynthetic process
Cellular component (GO): ribose phosphate diphosphokinase complex; cytoplasm
Molecular function (GO): magnesium ion binding; ribose phosphate diphosphokinase activity
Source: RefSeq, a predicted model, not a curated record
CUCCCCUCCCCUAGGUUUUCCCGCUUCACCAGUUACGGGGGUCACUGCAAGCAGCAACUGCGGCCGCAGCAGCAACAACAGUAGCAGCAGUCUGCGUCUCCUUCCCAGAGCACCCCUCAGUUCCCGCUUGUCACCAUGCCCAACAUCGUGCUCUUCAGCGGGAGUUCUCACCAGGACCUAUCGCAGCGCGUGGCCGAUCGCCUGGGCCUGGAGCUAGGCAAGGUGGUCACCAAGAAGUUCAGCAACCAGGAGACCAGCGUUGAGAUUGGCGAAAGUGUGAGAGGGGAAGAUGUCUACAUCAUCCAGAGCGGCUGCGGGGAGAUUAACGACAACCUGAUGGAGCUACUCAUUAUGAUCAACGCGUGCAAGAUCGCAUCCUCAUCCAGGGUAACUGCUGUGAUACCCUGCUUCCCCUACGCCCGGCAAGAUAAAAAGGACAAGGUAGGCGAGAGUCGUGCUCCAAUUUCUGCUAAACUAGUGGCCAACAUGCUGUCAGUUGCUGGGGCUGAUCACAUCAUCACCAUGGACCUGCAUGCCUCUCAGAUCCAGGGAUUCUUUGAUAUUCCGGUGGAUAAUUUAUAUGCAGAGCCUGCAGUUCUUCAAUGGAUUCGGGAGAAUAUCACUGAAUGGAGAAACUGUAUCAUCGUUUCCCCAGAUGCUGGAGGAGCCAAAAGGGUUACAUCAAUUGCAGACAGGCUGAAUGUGGAAUUUGCUUUGAUUCACAAAGAGAGAAAGAAAGCAAAUGAAGUGGACCGGAUGGUUCUGGUGGGUGAUGUGAAGGACCGUGUGGCUAUCCUGGUGGACGACAUGGCUGACACGUGUGGUACCAUCUGCCAUGCUGCAGAUAAGUUACUCUCAGCGGGUGCCACCAAAGUUUAUGCUAUCCUUACCCAUGGAAUCUUCUCUGGGCCAGCUAUUUCCAGAAUAAAUAAUGCUGCCUUUGAAGCUGUUGUUGUCACCAACACAAUACCACAAGAGGACAAAAUGAAACACUGCUCCAAGAUUCAGGUGAUUGACAUUUCAAUGAUCCUGGCUGAGGCCAUUCGAAGAACCCACAAUGGGGAAUCCGUGUCCUACCUGUUCAGCCACGUCCCGCUGUAGUCCGGAUUGGGAUACUGAAGGUGGAGCAAGCCUCCUCCCACUUCUCAUGGUCUUUGUUUGCCUGCUGUUUUAGCAUUAGGACUCAGCAAUUCUAGGAUGAUCACUGGCAAAUGCUAUCUAUGUACACUCUGAGAUUCCUUGUCUACCCUUCUAACGCUCAAGACUACUUCUUUCCAGUUUGGGGGUGGGGCCAGAGAAAGGUGGUGGUUGUUUGGUCUUUAAGUGAGCUGAUAAUGAGAAAUAAUCAUUUCCUUCAUUCCUUUUUAGUGCUUUGAGCCAACAACUUUUAAGCCUAAAAUUCCACUGAGGAAAUUUGUCAUAUAUAUAUUUUGAGGUUGCCAAAGGUGACUUCAGAUGAAAGCCUUCUGUGUAAAUAUAUAAUGAUAUUUAGAUAUUCGGGGGAAAUCCUAAAUACCCUUUGCUUCAAAGUCAACCUU